Molecule: messenger RNA, 621 nt
Organism: Encephalitozoon hellem ATCC 50504
Lineage: Eukaryota; Fungi; Microsporidia; Unikaryonidae
Product: 60S ribosomal protein L7a
Exons: 1
Coding region: 1-621 (206 amino acids)
Source: RefSeq, a predicted model, not a curated record
AUGGUAUUAGGAAAGGUGAAAAAGAUCCCGAUCGCAGCUCCAAAGCUUACGAAGGAGCAGAAAAUGGAGAAGGAGCUCCUGAUAAAGAAGAAGAUAACCAAACUAGCCAAUGCCAUCCGAAUUCCUCCUGCAAUCAAUCAGUUUAAGACCUUUUUGUCUGAGGAUGAUACUAAAAAGUUCGUUGAUCUAUUCAUGAAAUACAGGCCCGAGAAUAGGGAAGAAAAAAGGGCCAGGCUGAGCUCGGAAGAUCCAAAGAAGGGGCCCAAGCCCAUCCUUGUCAAGUUCGGGCUCAAGCAUGUGACAAACCUGAUUGAGACGAAGAAAGCAAAGCUUGUGCUUAUCUCGGCAUCGGUCGACCCCAUCGAGGUUGUCAUAUUCCUCCCUACUCUAUGUAGAAAGAUGGGGGUGUCAUAUGCAAUCGUUGAGAACUCUACAAUCCUUGGGAGGCUCGUUAACCUAAAAUCCACAUCAUGUGUUUGUCUGUGCGACGUAAGGCCAGAGGACGAGGCCACCUUCAAGGAGAUGCUGGGAAUAGCAAAUGCAACCUUCCUCGACAGCUAUGAAACCCAUCUGAGCACCUGGGGAGGAGGAUCUAGGAAACAAGUAACUGGGGAGCAAUGA